Messenger RNA from Ruditapes philippinarum (Manila clam), 799 nucleotides. Its product is annotated as C-type mannose receptor 2-like. The record is from RefSeq and is a predicted model, not a curated record. The transcript has 4 exons. The coding region runs from base 24 to 779 and encodes 251 amino acids. Lineage: Eukaryota; Metazoa; Mollusca; Bivalvia; Venerida; Veneridae. Gene Ontology annotation, cellular component: external side of plasma membrane. Gene Ontology annotation, biological process: biological process involved in interspecies interaction between organisms. Gene Ontology annotation, molecular function: carbohydrate binding.
ACAGACAUACGCUUUAAAUAAGCAUGGCCAAUGUGUGUAUGGAGUACCUUAUCAUAUUAUUUGUUAUAAUUGGAUCUUUAAACAAUGUUUGCUCUGAACAGUGGUCAUAUUUCCAUGAUGGUUGUCAGACGCCGUACGGAAGAAUUGGUUUGCUGUACAAUCUAUUUCUGUCACACUGCACAGCCGAGUGCAACGCUAAUACAAAAUGCACGGUGUUCGGAUAUUCAUCUUCGGACAAAAUGUGCUUGCUGUUCGACGAAACGUUUUCCAUAGCCAACAGUGAAUGUUCGUUAAAGACGGUCAUGUUCUAUAAAGUCGGCAAUUUCUCCGGAGGUCCUAAACCCGCUGACUGUGGUAAUGCAACUGAUUAUACCUACGUGACGUCAUUAAAUAAAUGUAUACGCUACAAAUCCUCAAACAGACUCUCAUGGAACGAUGCGAAGGAAGAUUGUGAAAAGGAAGGGACUCAUCUCAUUUACGUGAAAACAAAGGCGGUACUCGAUUACAUCCAGGGCUUUCUAGAAACAGUUAACUCAAAAUACUGGAUUGGCGGUAAGCAGUCGGCGGUUGGUUCAAAUAAAUUUGAGUGGUUGUCUGGGGAAACAAUAGAUGUGUCAAAUGGAGGUAAUCUCUGGCUAGAAGGACGACCAGCGGUGGACAGUCCAACUGAUAAUUAUUGUAUUGAGACAAAAACUUCAAGUGAUAGAAAGUCAUUCGGACUUUAUGAAAAGCCAUGUACACAUAGUCAUAGGUUUUUCUGCGAGUUAGACAUUCUGUAAAAGAUUUUUUUAUUUAAAUA